Argiope bruennichi is the source of this 5256-nucleotide messenger RNA. Its product is annotated as protein FAM13B-like. The coding region runs from base 597 to 3665 and encodes 1022 amino acids. NCBI's taxonomy places the organism in Eukaryota, Metazoa, Arthropoda, Arachnida, Araneae, Araneidae. The record is from RefSeq and is a predicted model, not a curated record. The transcript has 25 exons. Gene Ontology annotation, biological process: signal transduction.
GUGGAUGCUUUAUUCCUGUACAAUGACCUACAGAGAUACCGCUCGAAAUUCCUCGCAGAACCCUUUUUCCUCUCCUCCGGAUCGAUCGGGUUCGAAAACUUGGACACGUUUCUCUGUCUGGCGUGCCUUCUCAACUCUUCUGAAUCUCUGAGCGCAAGGUGUGGGGAGGACGGGGGGUUGCCAUUAAAAUUGAAGACGCUGUUUGUUGUUCAGAGGUGCAUUUGUAUUAUAAGUGGCAGGGGGAGGUGUAGAAGGCAGCUUUACAUAAAGUUGCCUUUCGAGUUGUGAGAGUGAGGAUUGUUCUACAGUAUUUAAUGCUAUCCAUGCGGUUGGUGUCUUGCAGAUUCUUGAAGCAGCCAUAGAACUGUCUAAUCAUGUUUGUUGAUCAUGAUCACUCCAUCAUAUCUUCAGACUAAGAUCCGACUUUUGGUCACAGAUCUAUUUUUGUCAUAGGUUUGAAUAGUGCCAAGAAAAGCAAUCCUCAACAUUUAUUUGUUACUGAGUUUAUAGUAGUAUCUUUAUUGUGCUCAUUGCUUUAGUAGCUUUCUACCUAGGGUUGUCUUUUUUGAAUUGCUUUAACAGAACAAAUUGGUAGCAUGAGAGCACCAUUUUGUAAUGACUCUCCAGAUCUAAGCCCAGAAGAAAAGGGCAUAAUUUGUCAUGAAAAUGAAGAUGAGAGAGAGAUACAUUCAAUUGAGAGGUCAUUAGCUCGAAGUCACACAAAUAAAACAGCUGUUUUUGGAAUUUGUCUUGAUGAUCUAAUGGGAACCACAGCCCAAGUGACACCACAGAUACCAUUUAUACUAUCUCGCUUGUGCCGAUAUAUUGAAACACAUGGGUUGUGCUACAAGAAUUUGUUUUUGGAAGGUGAUGUGAAAAGUGUUGUUGAGAAUUUAAAAGGUGAAUUUUCUGAAUGUGGUGAUGCUUCCCUAGAAGCUGUUCAUGACAUUGCUUCAGUUGCCAGAUUGUUAUUGAUGUUUUUUGAGGAAUUGCCUGAACCUUUAAUUCCAAGAUCUGCCCAGUCAGACUUUAUAACAGAUAUGGAAAAAUUGUCAUUGAAUUCUAAUAACUGCAUCUCGCACUUGAAACAUAUUGUUGAAAAACUUCCAGACUCAGCUUAUCAAGUGCUGAAAUAUUUAUCACGAUUUUUACUGCGAGUUGCUUGCCAUGAAGAAUACAAUGGAAUGAAUUGUGAAAGCUUAGCUAUUAUAUUUGGCCCAAUACUAUUCAGACCUUCUUCAAAAGAUCCAUCCCUUCUUACUCAAUUGAAGAAUAUUGUUAAACGAUUUGUGCAGGAUUAUCAUGACAUCUUCGAAGAUGAUGCAAAAUCCUCAAUUUAUGAAGAUUUAUCAAAAUAUUCAACUAAAGUUUGUAGACAGCUCCCAUGCCCAUCUGCUGUCAUGCCUGUUGUGCCAUUAUCUCCUUUAAGUGUUGUAAUACCAUCAAUGGACACAAGUACUGACAGAAAUGUUAUGGAAAGUGUACCUGCUCUUUUGAUUGAAGGGCCAAUUGAACCAACAGAAGGGAAUAAAAUGGAUGUAAAUCUUCCUAAUACAGAAAAUAAAGGUGUUACUAUAACAAGGAAGAGAAAAGAAAGGCGCUUUUCUGGUGAAGAUUCUCAGCCACGUUCUAGUUCUGAAGAAAGGCCAAAUACUAAUGGCUUACUGUCUUUAGAGAAUAUAGAGCUAAUGCGGCGUUGUAAUAGCCAUGAAGAAGUCAUGGAAGACAUUAAAAUUAAUGGAAAAAUGAGUACUUCAUCUAAACAUAUUAGGGAUAAAGGGGAUGCUUCACAUCAAGUAGAUUCAUAUUUAUCUGAUACUAUGGAGCUUGUUGUAAAUGAAAAGAAUCAUAGCCCACAUCCCCCAAAUGCUAAACGGCGUGAAGUUGAGACAUCAGAUUCUAUUAGGGAAUCUGUUGAUAAUUGGAAGUACCAGCCUUCCAAAUGUUCUGAAAAAUUAGCUAGCUCUGAUAUGCCUCUCUGUCGAGAUUCACAGCAACAUCCCACUGCUGAAUUCUUGGAUAAAAACACUAUGGAAUGUGAUGCUUCAGAAGACCACGGAACCAUGAAUGCUGAAGAAGAAUUUAUGGAAAGUAAAUCUGGAAUUACUAGACCUGCUAGUUGUCCUGUGCCCAAAACUGAAAAUGAUAGAGAAAAUUCUGAGUCUGAGUCCAGCUCUUUGUCUCUCAGUUGGAGUAUGCUAUUUGAAGAUUCUGAACCAAUUCGGUCUUCAUUACUCUGGUCUAAUAAUAAUCAAGAUGAAGCAUUGCUUUCACCUUCUGUCCAUGAACUUCGAAGUACAAAUUAUUAUGAAGCGCCUCUUUCACCCAGUGCUUACAGAAGCUACUUGUCACAUCGAGGUCCUCACUUGGAUCCUAGUGUUCCACCAUCUCCACCUGUUGAGCAAGAGGAUUUUGCUAAGAAGUUAGUGGAAAGUAGUGGCAUAUCUGAUUCUAUUAAGCAAUUUACGAAGAAAAUUCAUAGUAUUAAAAAGAGAAUAAGAAAAUUUGAUGAAAAAUUUGAAGCAGAAUUUGGGUACAAGCCUUCUCAUGCAGAAAAGUCUAACAAUGCUGAGGCAAAAAAAUUGUUGAAUGAUUUAUACAAAGCAAGGAAAGAACUGAAAAACUACACCACUGAUUUGCAGUCUUCAGAAUCUGAAACAAGUGCUACUGAAUCGAGUGCAUCAUCUGACGAUGACAUUCUUGAAAUGCAUGCAGAAUUAGAGGAGUUUUGUAAAGUUGUUCGUUCUUCAGCUACUGCCAGUUCUAAAGCACAAAAACAAGAAAAAAUACCAUUUGCAUUGAAGGAGGAAGCGCAUCUGGAACAAGUUAGCCCUGCCUCUGUUGAUUGGCAUGCAUCUCAGCGCAGCCAUGUGUUAGGUGACUCAACAAAUCAUUUCUUAAGAGAAGAUAGUAGAGAUAAAACAAAACCUUCCAUUGAAGUUUCUCUUGAAAUUACCUUAAAGACUUUAGCUGAAGAAAGAAAAAAUUUAAACAGACCAGAAUUGAUUGAUGACAUGACAAAUGAGCAAGUCAAAGAAGAAAAAGUUGCAAUUCAGAAAGCUUUGUUGCAUUUAGAGAGCAUUCAUGGCAAACCUUACACUAAAGAUGAGAGAAACAGCAUGAGGCCUUUGUAUGAUCGUUAUCGUAAUGUCAAGAAAUUGGUUCGAUCGACUUCAUUUCCAGGAUCAAUUUUGAAAAAGAAAGAUCUCUGUGGUGAAUUGCAGCCCAUUUUGGAACAUGAAACAAUGGAAUUUCCUUCUCGGGAAGUUCGAAUUGAAAAGGAUAUUCUCGACGAAGAAGCUGAACCUGAGAAAGCAGAAAUUAUUGCAGAGGGAAAAUUGACAGAGGAACCUAUGAAAGCAGAUGAGAAAAAAUCUGCUCAAACUUCUGGCAUUUUAACCAUGAAAUAUGACAAUUCUAACUUUCAUGAAUUGCCUUUGUCUGAAUUGAUUUUUCAACUACAGAAAGUAAAAUCGGAAAAGCGUCAUCUGCGCAAAAUAUUAAAAGAAUUCGAAACAGAAUUUCUGAGGCUAAAUGGAAGAAAAGUUCAAAAAGAAGAUAAAGCUCCUGUAGAUGCCAUCUAUAAUGAAUAUAAGCAUGUGAAAGCAAGAUUAAAACUUCUCGAAGCCCUCAUCUCAAAACAUGAUCAACAUCAACUCAUGUGAAGAAAUCGAAGCAGCUAUGUCUCUAAUCAAGUCUGCUACUUUGUUAUUGAAAGGCAUCGAUGAAAUGAAUCUCCGAGAGACAUUUCCUUUCAUUGCAAUAAUUUCCAGAAAUUAAAUUUGGUUUAUUGCAUCAUGGAGAACACUAUAAAUAUUCUUCUCUUAAGAUAGAUCAAGUUCUCUCUAAGGAAAUUUUGCAUUCUGAGGACAUACUGAAAGUACUGUAAACAACUCUACUAAUGUUGAAGUUGACUAAUUUCAACACGUUUUUGGGGACGUGCUGAAUAUAUUGCUAAUAUCUCCCACUAUUCGAUCAUUUGUUAAAUUACACGCUCUUUGAGGACAUGCUGAAAAUAUUACAAACAUCAUCUGACUGUAUCGGACCAGUUAUGAUGUUUAAUAACCUUCUAUAAGGGCAUGCUGAAAUCCUUGUUAAUAUCUGUGUUGAAUUAGUUUUGUUUCAAAAGAAUUAAAAGCUAUUUGCCCAUAACUGUUUCUUGUUGGGUUCAUACUGAACUAAUUAUUCCACAAAUAUUAGUAGAUUAAUGUUGUUAAUGACAAGUCAUGUAAGUCACAGUAUUACAAUCUGAAAAAAACAAAGUUAGCAUCCAACAUUUCACAACCAUUUGAAAGUGCAUGUAAUUUUUAAAUUCAUUUUUUAAUCAUUCAUAUAAUGUGUUUUCUAAUUAAUAUUUUGAAUUUAAAUUUAUUAAUUGAAGGAUUUGAAACUAAUAAGCACACUUAAUAUAAUUUUAGGUUAAUCUUUGAAUUUGUUUUUUCUUGGUUAUAUGUUUUUCUACUUUCAUGUUUGAUGAAAUUUGGCAUCCAAAUGUAUGCCGUUAUAGAAGUUAGAGUGAAGAUAAUAAAUACAUCAACUAACAAUCUGAAAUUCCUUUCUUUUGUAAUUCUUAUUAUAGCCAGUAUAUUUUGUAUAGAUUAUUUUUUCAUAAGCUGAUAUUAUGGUUCAUUUGUAUUUUAUCAGUGUUUGAGAACCUUUCUACAGAAGAAGUUGAUGGCUUGUGUUCUCAAAUUACCAGUUACCAUCUUUCACAUCAUUACAUAUUUGUAAUAUACUCACAUUUAGAACACUUAAGAUUUGUGUGUGUGUAUGUAUGACCAAUGAUGUGUAUUACAAAGAUUUGUUCAUUUGAUAUUUGCUAUAUUUUUUAUGGCUCUUAGGAAUUUCUUUUACAUUUUUGAUGUUAGAAUUAAAGUCAAUUAUGUAUAUGGUGAUUAGUUUCUAAUGUGUGGCAACAUUUUUUUAAAAAAGUUUUUUUUUAUAGUAACUACUUAGCGCUUCUUUAAAAUUUUGAAAUCUGUGACUAUAAGUCAUUUCAUCUUUCAUCACAUUGUUAAUAGAACUGCCAAGGUUAUUUCUUAAAGCCAUCAGCUUGUCUUUAUUUUUAUUUUUUUUAACCGUGUUGCAAUUUUUGUGCUUUAAAAGAAUUCUAUAUGUAAUGAUAUUUACAAAUGAUGAGAUUACAUUGUUUGAUAAAUAUUGUGGCAUUUAUAUUUCUUUUUCGUAAUAUUUUUAGCCAUGAAUAAUGUAGUAAUCAUCUAGCGUUUCUAUGUAAUAAAUAUCUUUUCCUCUAAA